Drosophila novamexicana is the source of this 11377-nucleotide messenger RNA. RefSeq lists its product as uncharacterized. The record is from RefSeq and is a predicted model, not a curated record. The transcript has 12 exons. Gene Ontology annotation, molecular function: calcium ion binding; Notch binding. Gene Ontology annotation, biological process: Notch signaling pathway. Bases 14 to 10777 code for a protein of 3587 amino acids. Lineage: Eukaryota; Metazoa; Arthropoda; Insecta; Diptera; Drosophilidae.
UUAAAUCGGCAACAUGAUCAAGUCGACGGCAGCCAAUUCGCAUUGGCUGGCCGCUUUGCUGUCGUUGCUGCUGGUGGUGCUGCUGCACACAACCACAGCGGACGAGGCGUUUUCGUGUCCAAAUGGCUGGGAACUGCGCGGCUUAAAUUGUUAUAAAUAUUUUAAUAUCAAACAUUCGUGGGAGAAAAGCGCCGAACUGUGUCGAAGAUAUGGCGCCGAGCUGGUGGCUAUCGAUAGCUAUGCGGAGAACAAUGAGACGCUGGCGAUAGCACGCGCCAGCGAUCCCAAUCAGCGCGCCUCCGACAAGUACUGGCUGGGCUUGGCAUCGCUGGAUGAUUUACGCACGAAUACCCUAGAGUCUGCAUCGGGCGCAUUGAUCUCACAGUACUCGGGCUUUUGGUCUCUGCAGCAGCCCAAUGCUGAGUCCGGCGAGUGCGUGGCGGCCAGCUUUGCCAGUAAGGCGCAGAGCUGGGAUCUGGGCACCUGCGAGUCGCUGUUGCCCUUCAUGUGCCGCGCCCCGGCCUGUCCCCAGGGUGCACUGCAUUGCGCCAAUGGCAAAUGCAUCAAUCAGGCUUUCAAGUGCGAUGGCAGCGAUGAUUGCGGCGAUGGCACCGAUGAGCUAGACUGCCCCGCCCAAUGCCACUUCCACAUGCAAUCCGGCGGCGAUGUCAUUGAGACGCCCAACUAUCCGCACAAGUAUGGUGCGCUGAGCAAAUGCAAGUGGACCUUGGAAGGACCGCUGGGCAGCAACAUCAUACUUCAGUUCCAGGACUUUGAGACGGAAAAAACCUUUGACACGGUCCAAGUCCUGGUCGGUGGACGCACCGAAGACAAAUCCGUAUCGCUGGCUACGCUAAGUGGCAAACAGGAUCUGACCACACAACCAUUUGUAUCCGCCUCCAACUUUAUGAUUGUCAAAUUCACAACGGACGGUAGUGUGGAGCGCAAGGGUUUCCGGGCCACGUGGAAAACGGAGGCCAAGAAUUGUGGCGGCACACUGAAGGCGACGCUACAACGUCAGAUACUGACCAGCCCUAACUAUCCCAAGCAAUAUCCAGGUGGUCUGGAGUGCCUGUAUGUGAUCAAAGCGCAGCCAGGUCGCAUUAUCUCUAUUGAAGUUGAUGAUUUGGAUAUUGCCGAGAGUCGGGAUCAGUUACUCAUACGCGAUGGCGAAUCGCCCAUGAGUCGCACCAUUGCCCGGCUGACGGGCAAAACUUCGCAGAAUGAACGCGUGAUCAUUUCCACCGGCAACGCGCUCUAUCUCUACUUCAAGUCUAGCCUGGGCGAGGCGGGCAAGGGCUUCAGCCUACGCUAUAUUCAAGGCUGCAAGGCGACGAUCACGGCACGCAACGGCACAGUUACCUCGCCGGCCUUUGGCUUGGCUGACUAUCCAAAGAAUCAGGAGUGCUUCUUUACCAUACGAAAUGGCGCGCGUGCUCCGCUCUCGCUCAAGUUUGACAAGUUCACCGUGCACAAAAGCGACAAUGUGCAGGUCUUUGAUGGUUCCUCAACGUCCGGACUGCGCCUCCACUCGGGCAACGGCUUUACGGGCACUGCAGCUCCCAAGCUGACCCUGACAGCCUCAUCUGGCGAGAUGUUGAUUAAAUUUACUUCGGAUGCGCUUCAUAACGCAGCGGGCUGGUCGGCUACUUUCUCUGCGGACUGCCCUGAGCUGCAACCCGGCAUUGGGGCCUUGGCCUCCAGUCGCGACACGGCCUUCGGCACGCUGGUCAGCUUUACAUGUCCCAUUGGACAGGAGUUUGCCACCGGCAAGACGCGUCUGGUUACGGAAUGUUUGCCCGGUGGCAACUGGAGUGUCUCCUACAUACCAAAGUGUCAGGAGGUCUACUGCGGUCCUGUGCCACAAAUUGAUAACGGCUUCUCCAUUGGCUCCUCGAAUGUCACCUAUCGCGGCAUUGCCAUGUACCAGUGCUAUGCUGGCUUCGCAUUUGCCUCCAACGAACCGAUCGAAAAGAUUUCCUGCCUGCCUGACGGACGCUGGGAGCGUCAGCCCCAUUGCAUGGCCUCACAGUGUGCCGCCCUGCCGGAGGUGCCACACGCCAAUAUGACCCUGCUGAAUGGCGGCGGACGCAGCUAUGGCACCAUUGUCCAAUACGAAUGUGAGCCUGGCUAUGAACGCAACGGGCAUCCCGUGCUGACCUGCAUGUCGAAUGGCACUUGGAGUGGCGAUGUGCCACGCUGCACGCGUAAACGCUGCUUUGAGUUUCCCGAAAUUGAAAAUGGCUUCGUGGUGGAUGCGGCACGUUCCUAUCUGUUUGGCGAUGAGGCCAGGGUGCAGUGCUUCAAGGGCUACAAGCUGAUUGGCAGCAAUAUCAUGCGCUGCAGCGAGGCCCAGCGCUUUGAGCAGCCACCCAGCUGCGAGGACAUCAACGAGUGCAGCUCCUCUCAAUGCGAUUUGACUACCACCGACUGCAUGAAUACCAACGGUUCCUUCCAUUGCCAGUGCCGACCGGGCUUUACCGCCACCACUGAGUGCCGACCCGUUGGAGAUUUGGGUCUGGGCAAUGGCGGCAUUCCAGAUGAUAGUAUCAGCACCUCGGCCAGUGAGCCCGGCUACAGCAAGGCUCUGUUGCGUCUCAAUACGAAUGGAUGGUGCGGUGCCUCAUUGGAGCCCGGCGCCAACUGGAUACUGAUUGAUCUCAAGGCGCCCACAAUAUUACGCGGUUUCCGUACCAUGUCUGUGCAGCGUCCUGAUGGCAAUGUGGCCUUUAGCUCGGCCGUGCGCCUGCAAUAUACAAACGAUUUGACAGAUGUCUUCAAGGAUUAUGCCAAUCCCGAUGGAACUGCCGUUGAAUUCAGAAUACUGGAGCCCACCCUGUCCAUACUCAAUCUGCCGUUGCCAAUCGAGGCGCGUUAUAUACGCUUCCGCAUACAGGACUAUGUGGGUGCGCCUUGCUUGCGCAUGGAACUGAUGGGCUGCACCCGUUUGGAUUGCGUGGACAUCAAUGAGUGCAGCAAGAACAACGGCGGCUGCGAUCAAAAAUGCAUCAACUCACCCGGCAGCUAUUCCUGCGCCUGUAAUACGGGCUAUCAGCUCUAUUCAUCCAAUGGCACCGCUGGCUAUCACAUUGAACGCUCCGAGUCUGGCGAACGCGACGGCGAUACCUAUCAGCGCAACAAGACCUGUGUCCCAUUGAUGUGCCCGGAGCUGCAGGCGCCAGAAAAUGGCCAGCUGCUCAGCGAACGUGACGAUUAUCAUUUUGGCGAUGUGGUUCGUUUCCAGUGCCAUUUCGGCUACAUAAUGAGCGGCAGCUCGGUGGCGCUUUGCCUGUCCAGCGGUCAAUGGAAUGCCAGCGUACCGGAAUGCAAUUAUGCGAAGUGCGUUUCCUUGCCUGACGACAAGCUGGAGGGCUUGACUGUUGCACGACCCGAUCCAGAGUCCGUGCUGGUGCCGUUCCGCGACAAUGUGACUAUUAGCUGCGGCUCGGCCGGACGUCAGUUGCGCUCCACUGCCUCCGCUGGCUUCAGACAGUGUGUCUACGAUCCAAAGCCAGGUCUGCCCGACUACUGGCUGUCGGGCGUGCAGCCUUCGUGUCCGCGUGUCGACUGCUAUGCGCCAAUGCCAACACCUGGUGCCGAGUACGGACAGUUUGUGGACACGCGUUACCAGAGCAACUUCUUCUUUGGCUGCCAGAACACCUUUAAGCUGGCUGGGCAGACCCAGCGCCACGACAAUGUAGUGCGCUGUGGUGCCGAUGGUAUUUGGGACUUUGGUGAUUUGCGCUGCGAGGGACCCGUGUGCGAGGAUCCAGGCAGACCAGCUGAUGGACGCCAGCUGGCGCGCAGCUACGAGCAAAGCUCUGAGGUCUACUUUGGCUGCAAUCGUCCUGGCUACAUUCUUAUCAAUCCAAGGCCAAUUACUUGCAUACGCGAGCCGGAGUGUAAGGUGAUCAGGCCAUUGGGCCUGGGCUCAGGCAGAAUACCCGACUCGGCCAUCAAUGCCACCUCAGAGCGACCAAACUAUGAGGCCAAGAAUAUACGCCUGAACUCUGCAACCGGCUGGUGCGGCAAGCAGGAAGCCUUCACCUAUGUCAGCGUGGAUCUGGGACAGAUCUAUCGCGUCAAGGCCAUACUCGUCAAGGGUGUUGUGACCAAUGACAUUGUCGGACGUCCAACCGAGAUACGCUUUUUCUACAAGCAGGCGGAGAACGAGAACUAUGUUGUCUAUUUCCCCAACUUUAAUCUAACCAUGCGCGAUCCGGGUAACUACGGUGAGCUGGCCAUGAUAACGCUGCCCAAGUACGUGCAGGCACGCUUUGUGAUCCUGGGCAUCGUUAGUUAUAUGGAUAAUGCCUGUCUGAAAUUUGAGCUGAUGGGCUGCGAGGAGCCCCAACAAGAGCCGUUGUUGGGCUACGAUUACGGCUAUUCACCAUGCGUGGACAAUGAGCCGCCGAUCUUCCAGAACUGUCCACAGCAGCCCAUUGUGGUGCGUCGUGAUGAAAAUGGUGGUGUGCUGCCCGUUAACUUUACUGAACCCACCGCCGUCGAUAAUUCCGGUUCGAUUGCCAGGUUGGAAAUCAAGCCACAGAAUUUCCGCACACCCAGUCAUAUCUUUAAGGAUACGGUGGUCAAAUACGUGGCAUUUGAUUACGAUGGUAAUGUGGCCAUCUGUGAAAUAAAUAUAACCGUGCCGGAUGUUACCCCACCAUUGCUGCAGUGUCCCCAGAGCUAUGUGAUUGAGCUGGUUGAUCGCCAGGACAGCUACAAUGUGAACUUCAAUGACACGCGCAAGCGCAUCAAGACCUCAGAUGAGACGGGUGAGGUGCGUCUACAGUUUACGCCCGAGCGUGCGACCAUUAAGAUUGGCAACUUUGAGAAUGUGACUGUGACCGCGACCGAUAAGUUCAACAAUCGCGCCAGCUGCCACUUCCAGGUAUCCGUGCAGGCCUCACCCUGUGUGGACUGGGAGCUACAGCCACCGGCAAAUGGAGCCAUCAAUUGCCUGCCUGGAGAUCGUGGCAUUGAAUGUAUAGCCACCUGCAAGCCCGGUUUCCGUUUUACCGAUGGCGAACCUCUGAAGACCUUCUCCUGUGAAACAUCCCGCCUCUGGCGUCCCACGUCUGUGGUACCGGAUUGUGUAUCGGAGAAUACGGAACAGGCUGCCUACCAUGUGACUGCCACCAUAACUUACCGCGCCAAUGGUGCCGUGGCUCAAUCCUGUCUCGGGCAAUACCAGGAGGUGCUCUCUCAGCACUAUGCGGGACUCAAUCAAUUGCUCUCGCAGCGCUGCUCCGCGGUGAAUGUGAACAUGAAUGUCACAUUUGUCAAGUCGGUGCCGUCGCUGUUGGAGGAGAAUGUAGUCAAAAUGGACUUUAUACUUUCCAUACUGCCGGCGGUGCGUCAGCCACAGCUUUACGAUCUCUGCGGCUCGACGCUGAAUCUCAUCUUUGAUCUGAGCGUGCCCUACGCCAGUGCCGUGAUCGAUGACCUGCUGAACAUAUCCAACAUUGGCAAUCAGUGCCCACCGUUGCGAGCUCUCAAAUCGCAAAUCACUCGCGGAUUUAAUUGCAAUGUGGGCGAGGUGCUGAACAUGGAUACCAGCGAUGUGCCGCGCUGCCUGCACUGCCCGGCGGGCACAUACGUCUCGGAGGGUCAGAAUAGCUGCACCUAUUGUCCACGUGGCUACUAUCAGAAUCGCGAUCGACAGGGCACAUGUUUGCGCUGUCCUGCCGGCACUUAUACCAAAGAAGAGGGCUCCAAGUCGCUGAGCGACUGCAUACCCGUUUGCGGCUACGGCACAUACUCCCCAACUGGUCUGGUGCCCUGUUUGGAAUGUCCACGCAACUCUUUCAGUGCGGAACCGCCCACGGGUGGGUUCAAGGAUUGCCAAGCCUGUCCAGCUCAGACAUUUACCUAUCAGCCCGCCGCUUCCAAUAAGGCUCUGUGCCGUGCCAAGUGCGCGCCCGGCACCUACUCAGCAACGGGUCUGGCCCCCUGCUCACCCUGCCCACUGCAUCAUUACCAGAGCGCUGCAGGCUCACAGAACUGCAAUGAAUGCCCCAGCAACAUGCGCACCGACAAUGCUGGCGCUAAGGGGCGGGAACAGUGCAAGCCUGUGGUUUGCGGCGAGGGUGCCUGCCAACAUGGAGGCCUCUGCGUGCCCAUGGGUCACGAUGUGCAGUGCUUCUGUCCUGCUGGUUUCUCUGGACGCCGCUGUGAACAGGAUAUAGAUGAGUGCGCCUCGCAGCCCUGCUACAAUGGCGGUCAGUGCAAGGAUCUGCCACAGGGCUAUCGCUGUGAGUGUCCCACUGGCUAUUCGGGCAUCAACUGCCAAGAGGAGGCCAGUGAUUGUGGCGCUGACACCUGCCCCGCCCGAGCCAUGUGCAAGAACGAGCCGGGCUACAAGAACGUGACCUGCCUCUGCCGCAGCGGCUACACCGGCGACCAGUGCGAUGUGACCAUAGAUCCCUGCACGGCCAACGGCAAUCCGUGCACGAAUGGCGCCAGCUGCUUGGCGCUGCAGCAGGGUCGCUAUAAAUGCGAGUGCCUACCCGGCUGGGAGGGCAUGCACUGCGAGCAGAAUAUCAACGAUUGCGAAGAGAAUCCCUGUUUGCUUGGCGCCGCCUGCACAGAUCUGGUCAACGAUUUCCAGUGCGCGUGCCCGCCCGGAUUUACUGGCAAGCGUUGCGAGCAGAAGAUUGACCUGUGCCUAUCCGAGCCGUGCAAACAUGGUGUCUGUGUGGAUCGUCUGUUUGAUCACGAAUGCGUUUGCCAUCCCGGCUGGACAGGAGCCGCCUGCGAUAUCAACAUUGAUGACUGCGAGAAUCGACCCUGUGCAAAUGAUGGCGUCUGCGUGGAUCUGGUUAAUGGCUACAGCUGUAACUGCGAGCCGGGCUACACGGGCAAGAACUGUCAGCACACAAUUGAUGAUUGCGCCUCGAAUCCCUGCCAGCAUGGUGCCACCUGCGUGGAUCAACUCGAUGGCUUCAGCUGCAAGUGUCGUCCCGGCUUUGUUGGUCUCAGCUGUGAGGCGGAAAUCGACGAAUGCUUAAGUGACCCCUGCCAUCCCGUUGGCACCGAGCGCUGCCUGGAUCUUGACAACAAGUACGAGUGUGUGUGCCGUGAUGGCUUCAAGGGUGCUCUCUGCGAGACGGACAUCGAUGAUUGCGAGCCGCAGCCCUGCCUCAACAAUGGCAUCUGUCGCGAUCGUGUCGGUGGCUUCGAGUGCGGCUGUGCUCCCGGAUGGAGCGGCAUGCGCUGUGAGCAGCAGGUGACCACCUGCAAUGUUCAGGCGCCCUGCCAGAACGAUGCCAAAUGCAUUGAUCUGUUCCAAGACUAUUUCUGCGUGUGCCCCAGCGGUACCGAUGGCAAAAACUGUGAGACUGCACCCGAGCGCUGCAUUGGAAAUCCCUGCAUGCAUGGCGGCAAGUGCCAGGACUUUGGCUCGGGCCUCAACUGCAGCUGUCCAGCUGAUUAUGCCGGCAUUGAUUGCCAGUAUGAGUACGAUGCCUGCGAGGAGCAUGUGUGUCAGAAUGGUGCCACCUGUCUGGACAAUGGUGCCGGCUACAGUUGCCAGUGCCCGCCCGGAUUCACGGGCAAGAACUGCGAACAGGACAUUGUGGAUUGCAAGGACAACUCUUGUCCACCUGGCGCCAGCUGCGUGGAUCUUACCAAUGGCUUCUAUUGCCAGUGCCCCUUCAAUAUGACAGGCGAUGAUUGUCGCAAGGCCAUUCAGGUGGAUUACGAUCUGUACUUCAGCGAUCCGUCACGUUCAACGGCCGCACAGGUGGUGCCCUUCCCCACGGGUGAGGCAAACAGCCUGACCGUGGCCAUGUGGGUGCAGUUCGCCCAGAAAGAUGACACCGGCAUCUUCUUUACGCUGUACGGCGUGGAUUCUGCUCGCAUGACACAACAUCGCCGACUUCUGCUCCAGGCUCAUUCCAGCGGCGUUCAAGUCUCGCUCUUUGAGGAUCUGCCCGAUGUUUUCCUCAGCUUUGGCGAAUAUACGUCCGUCAACGAUGGACAGUGGCAUCACGUAGCUGUCGUCUGGGAUGGCAUCAGCGGUCAGCUUCAGCUGAUUACCGAAGGCUUGAUAGCUAGCAAGUUGGAGUAUGGUGCUGGUGGCGUUCUGCCUGCCUAUCUCUGGUCGGUGCUGGGUCGUCCGCAACCGGAUAGUGUCAAGCAUGACCUUGGCUAUACUGAAGCUGGCUUCCAAGGCACCGUUACCAAGGCACAGGUCUGGGCACGUGCUCUAGAUAUUACCUCGGAAAUACAAAAGCAGGUGCGCGAUUGUCGCUCCGAGCCAGUGCUUUACCCAGGUCUUAUCCUGAACUGGGGCGGCUAUGAGAUGACCACGGGCGGUGUCGAGCGCAAUGUGCCCUCAUUGUGUGGUCAACGCAAGUGCCAAGUGGGUUACACGGGCGCCAACUGUCAACAGUUGGUUGUGGACAAGGAACCGCCAGUUGUGGAGCAUUGUCCCGGAGAUUUGUGGGUCAUUGCCAAGAAUGGCUCGGCCGUGGUUACCUGGGACGAGCCACACUUUAGCGAUAACAUUGGUGUCACAAAGAUUUACGAACGCAACGGACAUCGCUCCGGCACAACUCUGCUCUGGGGCACCUACGACAUCACCUACAUCGCAUCCGAUGCCGCUGGUAACACGGCAUCAUGUAGCUUCAAGGUCUCGCUAUUAACUGAAUUCUGCCCACCUUUGGCUGACCCCGUAGGCGGUUCUCAAGUUUGCAAGGACUGGGGCGCAGGCGGUCAGUUCAAGGUCUGCGAGAUUGCUUGUAAUACCGGGCUACGCUUCUCCGAGCAGGUACCUGAGUUUUACACUUGCGGCGCUGAAGGUUUCUGGCGUCCCACACGCGAACCCUCAAUGCCACUCGUCUACCCAUCCUGCUCACCGGCCAAGCCGGCCCAGCGCGUUUUCCGCAUCAAAAUGCUCUUCCCCUCGGAUGUGCUCUGCAACAAGGCCGGCCAGGCUGUGCUGCGACAGAAGGUGACCAACUCCGUGAAUGCGUUGAACAGGGACUGGAACUUCUGCUCCUAUUCCAUUGAAGGCACCAGAGAGUGCAAGGAUAUUCAAAUCGAUGUCAAGUGCGAUCACUAUCGCGCCGCCCAAAACAAUCGUGUGCGCCGACAGGUCAAGGAUGGCGGCGUCUAUGUGAUGGAAGCGGAACUGCCAGUUGUCAACGAUGAGGACGAUUUGGCGCUGACGGGUCGCCAGGGACGCCAACAAACUGGCGGUGACACAUACACGCUGGAAAUAGCCUUCCCGGCUGUUAACGAUCCUGUGGUGCAUACAUCGACGGGCGAGCGCUCCAAUGUGAAACAAUUGCUGGAGAAAUUGAUUCUAGAGGAUGACCAAUUUGCCGUACAAGAGAUUCUGCCGAACACCGUGCCCGACCCGGCUUCGCUGGAACUGGGCUCCGAAUAUGCCUGCCCCGCUGGCCAGGUUGUAAUGAUACCCGAUUGUGUGCCAUGCGCCAUCGGCACCUUCUACGAUAGCGCCAACAAGACGUGCAUUCCGUGCGCUCGCGGCAGUUACCAAUCCGAGGCGGGCCAGCAGCAGUGCAGCAAGUGUCCGACCAUAGCUGGACGUCCUGGUGUGACAGCUGGUCCUGGAGCACGCUCCGCCGCUGACUGCAAAGAACGCUGCCCGGCUGGCAAGUAUUUCGACGCGGAGACAGGUCUGUGCCGCUCCUGCGGCCACGGCUUCUAUCAGCCAAAUGAGGGUGCUUUCACCUGCGAACUGUGCGGUCUGGGUCAGACCACACGCUCCACGGAGGCAACCUCGCGCAAGGAGUGCCGCGAUGAAUGCAGCUCUGGCCAGCAGCUGGGUGCUGAUGGACGCUGCGAGCCUUGUCCACGUGGCACCUAUCGACUACAAGGUGUGCAACCGUCAUGCGCGUCCUGCCCAUUGGGUCGUACCACGCCCAAGGUGGGCGCCAGUUCCGUGGAGGAGUGCACACUGCCCGUGUGCUCGCCUGGCACCUAUCUUAAUGCCACACUCAACAUGUGCAUCGAAUGUCGCAAGGGCUUCUAUCAAUCCGAGUCCCAGCAGACAACCUGCAUUCAGUGUCCGCCCAAUCACAGCACCAAGAUUACCGGCGCCACCUCUAAGAGUGAGUGCACCAAUCCUUGCGAGCACAUUGCUGAGGGCAAACCCCAUUGCGAUGUCAACGCCUACUGUAUUAUGGUGCCUGAGACAUCGGACUUCAAGUGCGAGUGCAAGCCUGGCUUCAAUGGCACUGGCAUGGCCUGCACAGAUGUUUGCGAUGGUUUCUGCGAGAACUCUGGCACCUGUGUCAAGGACCUGAAGGGCACGCCAUCCUGCCGCUGUGUGGGCUCCUUUACCGGACCGCAUUGCGCUGAGCGUUCAGAGUUCGCAUACAUAGCGGGCGGCAUUGCUGGUGCUGUCAUCUUCAUCAUAAUCAUUGUACUGCUCAUCUGGAUGAUUUGUGUGCGCUCCACGAAGCGCAGGGAUCCAAAGAAGAUGCUGACGCCAGCCAUUGACCAAACUGGCUCACAGGUGAACUUCUACUAUGGCGCACACACGCCAUAUGCGGAGUCCAUUGCGCCCUCGCAUCACAGCACAUAUGCGCAUUACUACGACGACGAGGAGGAUGGUUGGGAGAUGCCCAACUUUUACAACGAAACCUACAUGAAAGACGGUCUACAUGGUGGCAAGAUGAGCACAUUGGCCCGGUCCAAUGCGUCGCUCUAUGGAACUAAAGAAGACUUAUACGAUCGACUGAAACGUCACGCUUACACGGGCAAGAAAGAAAAGAGUGACAGUGAUAGCGAAGUGCAGUAAACCAUCAACGAAAUAUACAAAUAACCUAAAUGGAAUAAUCUUAAAAAGCUGCUUUAAUGUAAAUUGUGGUCAUAAAUCUAUGUAGCACUGCAAAGAGGCAAAGUUCUAACACUGCCCCGAAAAAAAAAAAAAUACUCAUUGAAAGCGUGUUUUAAAGCUUUGCAUUGAAUCGCAGUAAUCGGCUGGCUUCACAGAAACCUUAGAACUUUAUUGUAACUUUUUAAAUCAGCUGCAAUUACGUGGCUUAAUGCAAAGCUUGGAAUGUGAGGAAAAAAGCUGCUUUAUGAAAAUUGAAGUCUUAAGAAAAUAAUAACUCCAUGUGCUCUUUAAAAAAUGAAAACUAGAAACAGAAAUUAAGUCGAACUUACGCGAGUAAAAUAAAAAAGAAAUAAAAUUGUUUUAAUAUUAAGUAUUAUUUACCUAUACGCAAACAAAUUAAUACUUUAAAUUACCUUGCUUUAAAAGGUAUGUAAAAUGAAAGCGUUUAAUUGCAAUAUAUAUUUUCCAAACUUGUUGAAAAAUUCGCGAGUGCUGUAAAAAGCAAAUCAAAUAUAGUCGUUAUUUUGUAAUUUAAUUAAAGAACAAUUAAUUAUUAUGUAU